Acinonyx jubatus (cheetah) is the source of this 14426-nucleotide messenger RNA. RefSeq names its product low density lipoprotein receptor class A domain containing 4 (gene LDLRAD4). The coding region runs from base 6873 to 7562 and encodes 229 amino acids. Gene Ontology annotation, biological process: negative regulation of transforming growth factor beta receptor signaling pathway. Gene Ontology annotation, cellular component: early endosome membrane; Golgi membrane. Gene Ontology annotation, molecular function: R-SMAD binding. The transcript has 4 exons. Lineage: Eukaryota; Metazoa; Chordata; Mammalia; Carnivora; Felidae. The record is from RefSeq and is a predicted model, not a curated record.
UAGGACCCUCAUUUGUUUGUUUGUUCAUUCAUUCAUUCAUUCAUUCCUUCAUUCACCUGCUCCUUGCUGAGCACUCUGCCAGUCACAGUACUUCACUAGCUCUUGCUCAGGAUGAACUAGGGAUGUCAUGGACAGGACAUUUCCUGGCUUCCUUUGUAUCCUGUCUCUUCAUGGUGACUGGUAUAUAAUGAGUGCUCUGCUCUGACAGAAAUGAGGAUUGACCUCAUGUUUUCAAAGUUGAUCUGAUACCAGAGAGCAGUGGUUCUUGUUUUUAAAGCAUAUGUGUGCUAGGCUUGUCUUAAAGUGCCAAGGAUGAGAACUGAGUAUAGUUAUAUAGAUCUGAUGUGAUUUUGGAUUAAUUUGGAUUUUAGCCUGUGAUUUUUCUAGUGUUUGCCUUAGUAUAUGCUUUAAAACAGUAACUAAAACCCUGAAAUGUGCUUUGACUUUUUCCCAACCUUUGGAUAAAUUAAUGCUUUCACAAAAGCCAGGAACCUAAAGGUCUCAGAACUACCCAAACACAUCCUAGAAUUUAUAAGCAAGACAAAGAGAAGCAUCAGAGACAACAGCGUGCACCUCACCUCCACAUUCAGAUUGUCUAAGAAAUGCUUGUGAUUGCACAGGGACUUCUGCCUUCGAAUCGUCAAGAAUAAUGAUCAUAACAUUGUUCAGUAAUUUAGUAAUGACACACAGCAAGUAUAGAUGCCAUGUACUGUGCCAUAUACUGUAUAAGAAUGCACAAUGUUUGCCUGGAGUAGAGUGCUAAUGAAAGUGGUAUUUCCAUCUCCAAGGGGCAGUUAAAGUUUUUAUGGGGUUAAGAACUGGGAAUAGAAUCGUAGUGUCUAGGAUCUGAGUUGUAAACAUCUUGAGCUUUUUUUUUUAUGGUCUUCUCAGAAAUAGGAUGCGUUGUGAAGGUUAUUCAGCCUUCUAGCUUUUGGAAGAAAUUGAGAAAUAUAUUUGAAAAGCAAAAUUAAAUAUUUUUCUAAAUAACCAUAUUGAAUAUUUUAAAUUUUAAAAUAUUUGGUGUGUUUGUAUAUAGAAUAUAUGCAUAUUUUACCUGAAAUGUGAAGAGGCUAGAGUAGAUCAUUUCUACCACACCUUUAAUGGGUACCCCCCCUUGAUGAUGAUGUGGCAGUUUUAUGAAGGCACCAUGAACAGGUCUUGUUGAUAGGAAAACAGUUUGGGAGGUGUCAGCAGGUGACCGCUGAAAGAAUGCAUGCAACACAGGUGGAAAGCCGGUGGGGUAUGUAGGUGGCUCAGGUGGUUAAGUGUCUGACUCUUGAUUUUGGCUCAGAUCAUAUCUCACUGUUUCUUGGGUUCGAGGCCUAUGUCAGGCUUUGCACUGACAAUGUGGAGCUUGCUUGGGAUUCUCUCUUUCCCACUCUCUGUACCCCUCCCCAACUCAGGCUCGCUUGCUCUCUCUGCCCCCCCCCCUCAAAAUAAUAAACUUCUAAAAAAUCACUAAAAAAAAAAAAGAAGUGGAAAGCUGUUUCUGGAACCCAAGUGCCAGGACUCUACUUUCCUGGUAUCUGGCUCUCUCAGGGAACAGAGAGGCCCAGGAGGACAUGAGAGUCAGGCCAAGUUCAUAGGAGUGGACUGACAGCAUCUUCAUAAUUCUGCCUUUAAGAAGAGUCUGCUCAUGGCACUUGAGUUUUCCCAGAAAGCAAAAUUACAAUUCUUUCUUAACAUAUAUCCAGAAGUCCUCAGGGACUGCUGAAGUUUUUAUGAGGCAUGCCAAAUAUCCUAGAAAUUGUAUUCCAACACCAGAGACUCUUACCAUAAGCUAGUUGGCUUCACCAUUAUUGUGAGCCCUGACAACACAGUCCACCUCUCCUGCUUUUUUCUAAGAGGUAUGGGUGGAUCAGUAACAGCCUAUUAGUACAGUGGGGAAGAUAGCAGCAAACACCUGCCCUGUGGUGCUGGGCCUUGCCUUUAGCCCAGGAGGGCAGCAUCAUGAUUUUACACAGAUGUGCAUACAAAUCCAUGCAUGUUGAGUACCAUUGUUUAAAAUCAUUGUUGAGUAGCAAUUGCUUGGGCUCUAAACGGGAGACCUAGGUUCUACUCUCAUUUCCUUUGUGUGGUGUGCACAAGUUAUAUAUUCUUCAAGCCCCUGUUUGCUCAUUUAAUCUGAAUGAGGAGUUUGAAUUUGACCAAAGUUUCAGAAGAAACUUUGAUGUGCAGAUGAAUCACCUAGGGAUAUGGUUCAAAUGCAGACUCUGGUUCAGUAAAGUCCAAGGCAGGAUCCAAGAUGCUGUACUUGUAACCAGCUCCCAGGUGAUGCUGAUGCUGCUGUUCCUUGGAUGAAUUUGGGGGUAAGGGUUUAGAUAUGUCUUCUUAUUCUGUCCGCCUUCUACCCUAUGAUACAGGUAUUCUUGGCCUCACUUUACAGAUGAGGAAACAGGGGCUUAGCUCAAGCUGACAUGGUCAGAUGGCAGGACUGGAUCCCAAACUUGGGUCUAACUGGUCCCAGAAGUUAGCCACCAUGAAAACUUUAUAUUGCCUUCCUUAUUUUUUUUUCCUGGGGCUUGAAAGAGUAACUGCAAUUUUCAAAGGUAUGUAACCUACUUGGUAGGGAGUAGCUUAGCCAUUAUGAAAAUCUAUAUCACCAUAAACACAAAAUAAUAUAUAAUUCUUUUUUUCAUUAGAAGAAAAAAUAUUAUGGUGGCAUAGAUAAACUCCAAAGUCUUUUAAUAUAGGGAGUAUUGUUGCAUAUUAGGAAGCUAUUUUAAGGCUAUUUAAUUUAGACUAACUUAUUUAAUAAGCUUUUAAUCCACCUUGUCAGCUUGCUAACUCUAUUAUCAUGUUGCAUAUUUUUAUAUUUGCUGACAUUUCUACCAGAUGAUGCGGGUAUCAAGCACUGUGGUUGGAACAUAUGCAGAGCAUUCAUAUUUCUACAUAAAAACCUAAGUGUUGCAAUUUUUAAGCACUAAGAAUACAUUAGUAAAUUAUUCCAUGCUAUAGGCUAAUGUCCACAAAUAUCAAACUAUUACUAUGUUUUGAGUCUACAGGAGUCAGCGUUAUUUUAAAAUCCUCAUUCAUGACUUUAAAUGUAGCAAACUUACUUAAAAUGAACUGUUUUGUUUUCUAAAGGCCAAAUUCCAGGGCUUAAUUUUUAUGUGGAAAACUUCACCUCAGAGCAGAAUUUUACAGCAUAGUCAUAAACCUCAAAGAAUAGGAAUUUGUAAUGGACAGAACCAUUGAUUCUUAACAGGAGUCACAUUAACAGAUAUACAAGACACAUAAAAUGGUUCCAAGAGCCUCUGGCAACAUUGAGAUACAGAAUCUUUAACAUGGAUUUGCAAGUUAGUGCCUUAAAGGAAUCAAGCAGUCAGGCUUUAAAAAUCCAAGUAUUGAUCUGCUUGACAUACUUUGGUUAGUUCAGGGGACUUUAGUUUGGAUAAUUCUAGGUUCACUGCCCAUUAAGCAGAAUGAUGGAUAGAGUGGGUAGGAGCUUCUGAGUCAAGCUUCCCAGGGUUCUGACCUGCAGCUUGCCUCUUAGCAGCCAUUUGACCUUGGACAAAGUAUUCACCCUCUCUGAACCUCAGCUUCUUCCCCUAUAAAGUGGGAAUAAGAAAACAUGACAUGAAUGUAAAAGAUACACGGUGCCUGAAAGUGCCCAGAACAUAACAGUAGAUCUUUAGAAAUGUUUAUAAAUGCUAAUUUUCUGCUAUAUAAUCAUUAUAAAAUAUUCCUAACUCUCCAAAUGAUAUUUAUCUGUGAAAAUUUCUGUUGUGAGUGGGAUACCCUUUGAGGGUGGGAAUAUGGUGACGAGAGACAGCAGGGUAUGACCAAGAAGCCCAUGGUGAUUAAAUGCAAGGAUUGGACCAGACAAGAUGCUAACCCAGGUUAUAUGUGAUAGAGAAAGAUUCUGGUAUAGCAGAGCACCCCUUUACCACCUAGAGAUAUUUUGUGAGGCUAAUGACCCCCUAGUAGCCCCUGAGCUAAAACCCCUGCCCUGUGCUGCCUCUUUUGGCCAUUGAGGUCGCAGAUGCUCCUAGUCGCUUCAGCUUGUCACAUUCAGACCUGGCUGGAAGCCAGUCCUUAGAGCUUGGUUGUUCAAUUUCUUAAAUAAGUAACUACCUACAUACACAUAGCACCUAAGACAAGUUCAACCCUACAGUAAAUGCUUGUCUGUCAGAUUGCAUUGAAGGUCCAGUAUAUUUCCUCCUAGGGUCUUGUAAUCACUUAGUAAAUAUUUGUCAGAUGAAUUAAUGAAAUGAAGAUCUUUAUAGAGGAAACCUGAAGAUGUUGAUAGAGUGGGCUUAUGGAGACAACAGCUCUUCAAGUCCUUGUUGCUAUCAACAGACCCUGUGAAAAUGUCUAUCUUAGGCAACCCUUCCAAGGUCUCUGCUGUACUCAGGGAAACCACAUACAGCUUUGGGACAUUUUUUUUUAACUGCUAGUAAAAGCAGUUAGCCCAUCAGAGUACUCAUUUUAGAGAUCCAUAUUUAAAGACCAGGAGGGAAGAAAGAAUUCUUGAAUGCAAAUGGCUUUUACACUUUCCUACUUACGUGUUUUUAUUCAGCAGACUAGUCUCUUCCCACACCCUUCUGCUGUGUGUACUGCCAUUUUCUCUGAAUUAAGGGAAGAGAAAUAUUGGCACUCAUCAGUUAAAAGGCCCCAGCACAGCGAUCCACAUCCCAUCAGCUAGAAUUAGGUGUUUAUCAGGACAUAAACCCCUGGCUUCUGGGAACCCCUGGUCUGACCUCUGUGUUUUCUUCCUGAAGCACCCUCCCAGGCCAGUGCUUAAAAGAAAAUAGAACAAAAUCAAGACCACCACCUGGUGAUUUAGCCUUGACAACCCUGUAGUGCAUGCUGACGGGUGGUGACACGCUGGUGUUAAUCAGGCAGCAUGGCCAGCACACGUCAAACACAGCCCAGAGCGACUCUGGUAAACACCCACCUCAGCCAGCAGUGUGCCUGCUGUGCGCUUUGGGCAUUGUUUUGAAAACAAACUCAUCCAUAAAGUCAAAAGCUUUUAAAGUGAUUUUUAAAUAGAUUAAACAUUGGGAACAAUUGAACAGAAUGAACAAGGAGCUUAAUUAAGAUUGACUCCCGUGGCUCAAAUGCCCAGUGAUAAGGAAGCCAGCCAAACAAAGUAAGUGUGUUAAGGCUGAGUGGAAUACAAUACAGCCAUUAAAGGUGAAAAAUAUGCUGGGUUCUGGGUUGUUUUUUUUUUUUUUUUUGAUACAUGAAAUACACAUCUCAAAUAAUGUUAAACCCCAAAGUGGACUAUUCACAGUCAUUUCAAAAUGCAGGUAUAUCCAUUAACAAACGACAGAGCCAACUUUUUUAACAUUGACUAAUAUUUUCAUAAUAUUAACUAACUCCUUGAUUUUCAAAAACAGACUUGCAUGACAGUCAUAUGCAAUCUUAUGAAUAUUCCCUUUUAAGGACUUGAUUUCGAGUGAUCUUGUCACUGGUACCAAACUGACUAGAAAGUGCCAUCCCCAGAUGGCAAGGACCUGAGGUUGUAGUGACAAGGGAAUGUCAAAGACCAGCAGAGCCAGUCUGAAGCCAUAGUGUCUGAAGCUUGAUGCUUUCUGAUGCUGACUCUUCUCUGAGGAGGGUCCCCUGCCCUGGUGACCACACCCCAGCCCAGUUUCCUGAGCUUCACCCUCUUCAUUCACCCAGCCAUGUGACUCUGAAAAGAAAUUAGGGAAAAGCAGAACAAGAAAGGAGAGUUAUGUUUUAAAUUUGGAAAUUGCUCGAGAAAAAUCAGGCUGUCUUGAUUGGCACAUGCAAAUGUACGCAACUGUUAAUUUUCCUGCUGAAAUUCCCAUUUCUUUUAUCCACAUGAAAUCUCUGAAAAAUCUUCUUGAUGGUUCUUUUGUUCCUUUCCUGCCUCCACCACCAGUAAUUAAAACAUGAAAUAGUGGUGUCUUCUGGCCAACCUGAGGACGUGGUGGUGACAUCAAGCCCAGAACACUGCUGUUAGCCCCAGGUGACAUGCUGGGGCCGACAGCAGGGACAGGCUGCUGACGUAACUGUCUUCGUUUCUAAUGCUGGUAGUAACCAACAGCGUUUAGUUUUGCUUUGACAACUCCUCCUACAGCCAAAACUAUUGUUAUGGCCCACAUGUCAUUGCUAUUUAUCCUAAAUAAGGAAAAACAAAGGCUAUUCUGGGCGCAGAGCAGUGCUUGUGGCUGGGGUUAUUUGCAGUAUUACUAUGGCACUCUGCCCUUUUCACUGUGGCCACACUGAUUUUUUAUGAAAAGUGCUAGAGCAGACACACAGCCUUCCCUUAAGUCUCUUCACACAGCCCCAGGGCAUCAGAAUGCACCGGAGAUGUCUUAACGCACAUAUGAAAAACCGUGUAGACCUCAAGGGAGACAGAGACCGUGCUUGCACAAAAUGAACCAGGAAAAAGCUCCCUCCUGAGAGAUGUCUCUGCUUUACCAUUUGGACUCUUUAAUUUCUGAACGUUGUAAACUCAAACUGCCUAGUAGUUAAGAAUGAGAGUCCUGACUUUACAGCAUUCUCUGUGGUAUAUUUUUGCUACCAUGCAUUGAGAAAUAGAGGGGAGAGAAGUGAAGGGCUGACAGGGAAGCGAGAGUGGGAGGGGGAGACACUGAGUGUUUCCUGCUGUGGUUAUGACUUUGCCAGUUGCUAGUGCACAGCUUAGCUGCAAGAGCCAUGCGGACUGCUCCCAUCAGUUAGAGAGAGACUCUGGGGAGAGGGGGACCCCAAGGAUGGCCUGCAGCCUAGCUCCUGGCAUGAGGGACGCUGUGGGCACUUCAAGCCAGGACGUGCUCUUAAAGCUGGAUCCAGAGCAGAGAAGCGUGAGUGGCUAAGAGUCCGUGCCUGUUUGCACGCGCUGCCUCGCGGAACUGGAGUUUGCCCAGAUCAUCAUCAUCGUCGUGGUGGUCACGGUGAUGGUUGUGGUCAUUGUCUGCCUACUGAAUCACUACAAAGUCUCCACACGGUCCUUCAUCAACCGCCCACAUCCAAGCAGGAGGCAGGAGGACGGGCCACAACCGGAAGGGCGCCUGUGGCCUUCAGACAGCUCCGGGCCUCGGCCAGGGGCCUCAGAGAUCAUGUAUGCCCCGCGGUCCAGGGACAGGUUUACUGCCCCAUCCUUCAUCCAGAGGGACCGGUUCAGCCGCUUCCAGCCCACCUACCCCUACGUGCAGCAUGAGAUCGACCUUCCUCCCACCAUCUCCCUAUCCGAUGGGGAGGAGCCGCCUCCUUACCAGGGGCCCUGCGCCCUGCAGCUCAGGGACCCUGAACAGCAGAGGGAACUCAACCGAGAAUCUGUGAGGGCCCCACCCAACCGAACCAUAUUCGACAGCGAUUUGAUAGACAUUUCUGUGUACAGUGGGGGCCCGUGUCCGCCGAGUAGCAACUCGGGCAUAAGUGCCAGCACCUGCAGCAGUAACGGGAGGAUGGAGGGGCCGCCCCCGACCUACAGUGAGGUGAUGGGCCACUACCCUGGCGCCUCUUUCUUCCAUCACCAGCACAGCAGCGCACACAGGGGGAGCAGACUGCCGUUUCAGCAGGACAGCUCAGGGGGCACGGUGCUGCCCAUCCAGGGCAAGGACAGGAAGCCUGGGAACCUCGUCUGACCCUCUGACGUGCACUGGAGGAGGCAGAAGCCAAGGAGGGAUGAGGGCCUCAUUGCCUCCGCUCCCAGGCACAGUGUUGUUCCGUUUCACGUGCUACAACGAAGUAAAACCAAAUGUGCAAACAUGGUCUUUGUUUCUGAUUCCUUUCAGGGGAAUUGCAUGCAGACUAGACUGAAAUAAUACAAACUUCCAUCCGGUCUGACCGCAAACAGUGUUUAUUUGGGGACAGGCAUCAGGACGGGGGCUGGUUUUGGCAAAGGGCGGGCAUGGGAACACAGAGAAAGGGAUGCUUUGAAGAUAUCAUGAAAUAAAACCCACAGAGGUAUUUGAUUUAUUUAAUUAUGAAAGGAGACUUUGCAGAGAAAGAGGCCAGAAUGGCCUGGUUUAUAAUCAAUUGAUAAAGAAGGAUGCAUUAUUAUAUAUUAUCACGGGGAAGUAUUGGCCAGUUUGCUUUUUCUCCCAAGGUGUGGAACUUUUAUUUUGUUUUAAAAAUAUGAUUCAGAAUUCCCGUUUUGUGUGCCAAGGUAUAACAUGAAGAAGUUAGAUGAGCGCAAGGAGCUAAUUUGUGUUGUGAUGAUGUGUUUUUGAAAGUUGCACUAUCUAAAUGUUUAUAUACGAGGGAACUGUUCUGUGUGGAGUUCUGUAUGUUGUCUUCUCGCCUGUGGAUUCUUAUUAGGCCCAAGGAGCACCUGGAGUGUUCCCCAUACUCACGUGAGAAAAGAUGUUUGGGGUUGUAGCCUAACACAUGCCAGCUUACAGAAACCAAGGCAGUGUGACAAGAGUCUGCAUCAUGUAGCAGUGCGUCACCGAAGUGUUUGGAGACUUUUGGAUGGAAGAGAGGAAAUACUAAAUCCCAGCAUUUCUGAUGUGUUGUGUUACUCUGCUAGUCUUAGGCUGCAUAUUUUAUUACAUUUGAACCUGACACUUGCAUUUAUGUACCCAGUAUCAUGCAGUGCUGCCCCUGUCCUCCAGCAGUGCAGUUUCUUCAGUAAUUUAGAGGGUUUUUUUCACUGUAGCAUGAAAUAUACUCAGACACAUACAUUAUUUUAUGCAAUAAAUUGUUUAAAGUGCAAGGUGGUUAUUCUUAAUACUGUUGAAAUACGUGACUUCUCAGUGUAUUCCCGUUGUCUCUCUCCUUUUCUAGAUAGCAGAUAGUUCAGUUCAAGCCCAGACAGCUGGUCAGUGCUCGAGAGGCAGUGGUCCCCACGUGGCCUGCCCGGCCUCGGUGUGCCAGGGAUGCCACCAGUGGCUUCUCCGUGUGCAAGAAGCCCCUGGAGAGUGAAUGAGAGAACACCAUGGUGCAGAGCACAAUAACAAGCCGUUGCAUGUCACUCUCGAAGGAGUGCGGUGUUCAGGACCCACCGCAGCUCCCAGGGGAGUUUCCUUUCCCUGGGCGGUGGUGGCCAGAACUGGACAGUUACCAGAUAGUACAGGGCGGGGUCGGGGGGAGGCAUGACCAUAAGAGCACAGGAUAAAAAGCACAACAUGCAGUUAAAAUGCAACUAGAAAGCUAAUUUUAAAUAUUGUUAGUCUUAGCUUUAAAAUCCUUGAUAUUUACAAACAUUCGCUCUCAUGUGGAAUGGAUAACUUCCUUCUGUGGAAGCUGCCAUCUGGCCUGUCUGUCAGCCAUAGCCUGAGGGUUAGGCCGCGCCACGCCCCAGGAGGGCUUGUCCACCGCUGCCAACCCUGGGCUGGCCAGGCCCCUUUGGCCUAUGCAUGUAAAACAAUGAAUGGACUGGAAUGAUGGCUUGGUGACUCUGAUCUCCGCAGUUUUAAUGCUGCGUCGGCACACGUGUGUUCGUGUCUGUUUGUGGGUCUCCAAGGUGGUUUCUCAGGGAGGUGACUUUGUGCUGUGGGCUGGGGGCUGGAGAAUGUUCUGAACUAAAAGUCCUGUCGGCUGCUUCUUUCUGUUGCUUCUCUUGGUCAGUAAGUGGCUGGUUUUUGUUUUGUUUUCAGGAUUGGAAUCUCUAUUAGAUUCCUCCAUUUCCCACAGUUAAGAUCCACAGAACUAGUCAAACUCUUAAAAGAAGAGUGAGAGAAAAUGUGAGCAGCAGUUGCAACUCAGGCAUCAGACCUUAUUUGAAAGUGUGUGUGCCAGGCGUUGCUGCAGGGAUUCUGAGAUCGGGCAGAUCGCUGGGAGCCUGGACUUGGACGUGGAGGCUGCCUCUCCCAUGCUGUAGGUGCUCCCGCAGUUCAGCUCACUGCCUGGGUCACAGGCCUGCACUUAAGGCAGCUGGGCAUCCCCUUGGCAUGAAGCCUUGACUCACCCUGUAGAGGGAUGGCAGCACCUAUGGGGGCUCAGGGUAAAUUAUGGAUCAGGUGUCCUGUCAGAUGCAAGAGGAGGUUGGUUACCAUUCUAAGCCUCACCUGCAAUUUUGAUAAAGGGUGAACCCCCCACCCCUAUAGCUCUAGCUCAAAAUGGUUUCACAAUCCUUAUUGUUCUACCUGCUACAAGAAAUGAGCUAUGGUCAGAAACCGGUAAAUUCCUUAGUCACUUUGCAAGUAUAUGAAUGUUUUGCAGAUGUCCACAGUAUUGGCGAAGCAAUUAUUUAAUUCAAAUAACUUUAAUCAUCUUUCAGAAGAGGUUCUUCCCAUUCUUCCACCCUGGAGAAUUGCCCUUUGAGUUAAAUAGUUAUUUAAAGACACAGCCCUAUCAAACCAUGACUUAAUGGUCCUUGAGGCUGGACCUCUGUAAUGAAUUAAUUUAAAAGCCAAGGUCGUGAAUUGAAUUAAUAGUCAAUUUCCUUUGCCACGGGGAGAAGGUGAUCCAUAACUUCUUGGAAAGUGACCGCCCUGUUUACACAGCAUUGCCACUCACUGGCUCUGUGCAGGUCAAGGGGUGCCGUGCGGAGGCAGCUUGUACGGGGGUGAAUGUUCAAGAAGAUCACAUGCUUGGGGGACACAAGGGUCUGGCUUGGGAACCAGAUUUAGGCAAUCUGUGGUAGGUUUAUUAUUUCAGUAGGGUGUUAAAAAUAAAGAAUUGUAUCGUUCAAAGGAGCAGUGGGUGGGAAGGGGUCCUCCCGGGCAUCCUGCUGUGACGUUCCCAUCCAUUGUCUUGGGACUUCCAGGAGCAUGAAACCCAAGCCAUGUUGAAUCCCAUUUCUAGGAACACAGUUUUCAGGAGUAUAUUUGCUUUUGCAGAAAGUCUACUGUUCUUGAGUCACCAAAGCAGUCCUUAGUACAAGAGAUUUUGCUAAACAAAUUAUGUACUUAAGUAAAAGUUGCUCCAUUCUUUGUGUACCUGACGAAAAUUUAGUGUUAAAGGAGCUUGGCAAGCAUGCCCUCUGAUCUUCACCACCAUAUAUGCAUAUGGACACCCAGCCCACAAGAAAUUUCAAGAUAGCCAAAGAGCAUAGCUAAUGAAACUUUACGAAGACUUGUCAUGAGGACUACAUUUGUAUCCACUGAUUGUAGCUCAAACUCUUGGGAGAGCACAGGGGCAGAUGGCAGGCCUUCAGAAGCACCCACAUAGGAAUGUGGCACACAAAUGACGGUGUCCGUCUUGGGCUUCUGAAUAUCUUCAUUGAUCUUCUUUGCCUGUACUUUGUAAGAAUGGGACAGGCUCACAUGCAUGCGCUGCUAGAGAGCUGUUCUGACCUAGAAUCCGGUCAAAUGGCAGCCUUCCCCUUGGAAGCAGAGUUGUCCCUGGACAAGGCUCAGUCACCUUCCAUCCAGUUGCUUUUCUGCCUAAGGAUUGCCUGUAGGAGGUUCCUGGGGUCAGGGCCUUGGAGGCAGGGCCGGGGGCUGUUCCUCAGCACGCUCCAGCUGUGUUUGCUGGGCUGGGGCCCCUGCUUGAGGCUUGCCGCUUAGAGUGGCAACAUUAACUGCAUGUCGUUUGGUAUCCCUUUCAUUUUUCUUCAGAUUCCCAAAGCUCAGCAGUGUGCAAAGGAAAAAAAAAAAAACUGGGAAGGACACUUGGUUUUUGUUAACUUUUUGAUUUUGUCUGUGUGACUAAAGCAAGACAUAUGCCCAUGCUUGGCACCAGGCAACCCCCCCCCCCCCAAGCCCGCCUCCUCGCUCUGCCAGCGUCCCCAGUCAUCGCUGAAUGGCCGUGAUACAGGCUUCGUUCUGCUGACGUUCACCCAGAUCACCUUGGCCUUGGUGAACCUAAAUAAAAUGACACGACUGGGGGACGGGCUGGUGGGUGUCCCCUCCUUAGUGUGAGCAACACUGUAGGUACCAGUUGCCCAUCCAAGUCACAGAUGAAGAAAGUGCUUUCACCCCAGAUCACAAAAGUUAGUCUCAGCAGCUUUGCUGCUCCCCUGAUGCCAGCUGCCAGAGCCUGGCCAGAGGUCAGUGACGGACUGUGCGAAAUACCUGCCUCACCAUAGCCUACAGUUUUCAGGAACCAAGAUUUCAGCUGAGGUUAGUUUACUACCCAAAGUACUGCAUCUUUUGCAUAGUUUAAGUUUGUAAUUUACUGAAUUUACUGCCAGGGUUAGACAGUUGUUUGCUGCUGUUGCUGCUGCUGCUUCCCAGGCCGGCUGUGUCAGGAAGCUGGUGUGUGUGAGCCGAAUGCCUUGCCAAGAAAGCGCUGCCUUUCUUUCAUCCUCUUUCCUUCCUCUGCGUGUGCUUGUCUGUGUGCAGUGUGGUGGGGGUCCCGACGCACUACUCGCAUGUCAUGUCGCCCAUGGUGUUCCAAAGAGCUCUGCAUGCCAGUCGCUUUGAAGCCCCCACGGGGUCUUGUGCUGACAUCAGCAGACCCAGGAACUGAGCCCCCACUGCCGCACUCUGCUCCCACCUUUGUUGUGCCUCACUUACAAUGGUGCUUUUUCAGUUGUCUGUCUUCUGUUUUUAUUUGUAAGGUGCUGUAUAUAACUUGAAUAUAUUAUGCACAUAUCCUACCCAAUGGGUAGAACAAAAAAAUUGUUAAUACUGUAAUAUAAUGUAUAGAUACCGAUUUUAACAGAAAUGGCAUAGAAUUUGUGAAUGCCUAUGUGCUUUGUCCUCUUUUGUAAGGAAAUUUGCAAAUGGAUGCAUACAGAUAAAAGUCUAUGUAGUUUAUUUUCCUAUUAAAUAUCAAUAUUAUAACACAAGGGAAAGAAGUCUGAACAAGCAAGCCACUGUUUAUGACCAGCAUAUGUAUAGCAAUUGAGAGUUGCACCUUUGCUGUGAAAACCCUUAAAAAAAAAAUCCUACAGCUUUUUGGUUGCCAUUAGAUGCUUCUCAUUUUAAUCUCUUCAGUGAUGCUCAGUUGGACCAGUGUAACAGAAAAAUUUUUGCAACUUGUUUUAUGAAAAGAUACUAUGUUGUAGAAUAAGGAAGAUGUCAAACCCCAGAGAAAAGUGCACAUGUUGUUAAAAUUGCAAAACUAAUGUCCCGGUUAAGUAAAUCAGGCUGCAGAAGAGGACUUUGUUCAGUACAGAGGCCUUGUUGGCCAUCUGUGUCCCUAGUCUCUCUGUGCCUUUUUCUUUGACAAACCGAAGCUAUGGAGCCAAUGAACCAAUGGGUUUGUAGGGAAAAAGUAUCUCAGGAAAAACAAAAACACUUAGGAGAAGACCCCACUCUUAGAAAAACUUGUUUUCUUUUGGGUUAUCAUUAGCAGAGAAUUAGCUAUCAGCCAGCCAAGUGAAGAAUCUUCUAUCCAUUCCUGUUGGCGUCUUGUGGUGAUCUUGACAAACUAGGUUUUGCCAGCGGUUAGGGAUUAUGUUUUCAGUUGCAUGUUCUGUCACACCUCUUACGCAGCAUCUAUCCUUCCAGCUCAGUGUUAGCCUCUGUUAGGACCUCUGCAUUUAUUUUCAAAUAUCCUGAUACUAAAGAAAGAAAAAGAAAAACCUAGCACAUUUUUGCUAAAACCACUGAACCAUGGGUGUGCACAUCCUUUCUGGUGUUGUCCGUAAAGGCAGUCAGUGAAGUUUUGCCCGUCUGAUCCACAGUUCCACUCUAUUCUGUCAUCAGAAUAAUACAUUUCAUGUUUUUUAUUUGCUCUGUGGUGUAUGUUCUGAUUUUGAAAACACAAGAGAAUCAUGCCCUUAUCCUCCAGAAAGCAAAUUAUUACCGAUUAUCCUUAAACUGAAAACACCUCUACAAUGCAACUCUUGAUGCUGAAGGACUAAAGACCAGCCCUUCUCUCACUGUUCUGAAAGGGCAUGACAAGAUAGUUAACCUCGUGGGUGCUCUGUCCUGUCCAGCCCCCACCUUCUGCGCCCCUUGUGUGUCCUGCAGGGGCCCCUCGUGCUUCUGGUUCAGCAUCAGGAGACAAGGCUCACUGCUGUCAGGAGCAACACUUCCACCCUUCCAGGUUCCAUCUCUUGGGAGAACUGUUGAGCAUGAGUGUCAUCAGAGAAUGUUCUAGACUCAGAGGUACUAAAGUGUGUUACCGCACCAUUGCUUCCUUUCUACAGAACUGAGGCUUAAACUUUACUGUUAAUGAUACUGGUUUAUUUUAAUGUGCUUGUCAGUAUAUUGCUAUUUUUCAUUUCAUGGCUUUCAAAAAUCACAUUUUCUAAUUGUAUUUGUCUAGUUUAAAGCUAUUUUAAAACGUGUAAAACACUAUUCACAGCAUUUAGUUCAUUUAAUUUUUAUUAUAAAGCAGCCUACUAAAAAAGUACAAACUGUAUAUGAACUUUUCAGUAGUUCAUGUGAGCUCUGAUAAUCAGAAGUCAUUAAAGUGUUUAACAGCUAUUUGUGCUUACUUUUCAGAAUGAUUUCCAGUUAUACACAGAGAAAUAUUUCCAACUGUUGUGUAUCUGCCUCUUUUAACUGAGCAAUGGUGAUGUAGUUCUUAGACCUAAGGUCUGUAAUUGCAAUACUUUUAAAGAUGUUGCUCUAAGUGCUGUUAGUUAUGAAAUCAGCUUUUUCUGCUUGUUCUUAGUGCUGUGGUCAAACCAUAGCAUAAAAUCAUUAAAAAUAAUCAGUGAUAUA